GGCUAUUAUAACGCAUGUACAACAUAAUUUACUGUUAAGUGAGAUAAACUCGGCGGUAGGAUCCAAGGAUCCAAGUGACGAUUGGUGACGAUUUGUUGUUACCAGUUACCAGUUACCACAUUCGCCUAAAAGUCUAAGUACGAACAUUAUAGUUAACUGCUACGUUACAUCGAACGCAACAUAUUCAUUUUGGAAAAUGGCACAAGAGGUAGAGGAAACUAUGAAACGUAUUCAGUCACAUAAGGGAGUCGUCGGUACAAUUGUUGUUAAUGCCGAAGGCAUUCCAAUCAAGUCUACACUGGAUAAUACUACAACAGUUCAAUAUGCAGGUUUAAUAAGUCAACUGUCUGAUAAAGCACGAUCUGUAGUUAGAGAUCUGGAUCCAACAAAUGAUUUGACAUUCUUACGUAUUCGCAGUAAGAAGCAUGAAAUUAUGGUUGCACCAGAUAAAGAAUUUAUACUUAUAGUUAUACAAAAUCCAGUGGACUGAUAUCCAAGAAAAAAAUUAACAAAUAUGAGAAUAUAUACUUUAUUGUUUGGUGAUAAAUUAAUUUAUACGGCACAUUCCAACUUCAAUUGUUUGAUAUAAUUGAUCUCUGUUUCUCAAAUGGCCUUAGAGAAUGUGUUUUACACAUGCUACCAAGAAAUAAAAAUUAUGCACUCUGUCUUGAAUGAAUC
This is a messenger RNA of Dufourea novaeangliae, 678 nucleotides long. It is a transcript of the gene robl, whose product is annotated as dynein light chain roadblock-type 2. Gene Ontology annotation, molecular function: dynein intermediate chain binding. Gene Ontology annotation, cellular component: cytoplasm; cytoplasmic dynein complex; centrosome. The transcript is spliced from 4 exons. Gene Ontology annotation, biological process: microtubule-based movement. NCBI's taxonomy places the organism in Eukaryota, Metazoa, Arthropoda, Insecta, Hymenoptera, Halictidae. Bases 197 to 490 code for a protein of 97 amino acids. The record is from RefSeq and is a predicted model, not a curated record.